Messenger RNA from Triticum urartu, 1268 nucleotides. Its product is annotated as ethylene-responsive transcription factor 3-like. Gene Ontology annotation, molecular function: DNA binding; DNA-binding transcription factor activity. The record is from RefSeq and is a predicted model, not a curated record. NCBI's taxonomy places the organism in Eukaryota, Viridiplantae, Streptophyta, Magnoliopsida, Poales, Poaceae. Gene Ontology annotation, biological process: regulation of DNA-templated transcription.
GGGCCGGAUCGGUAGCAGUCGCACGUACUCCAGCGAGUAGCGUAGGCGUAGCGACCACCACCAGACCAGCAGCAGUGCACAGCACCGGGCAGCCGAGCCGAGCCGGGGCGUGUGCCCGCGUGAGGAGGAGAAACCAAAGCAGGCGUCCGUGCCCCAUCCCCUCCCUCCCUCCCCCUUCCGCUUCCCCACCCAGGCAGAGGCAGAGGCAGAGGCAGGCCAGGGGGCCGAGGGAGCCCAAACAAAAACCACCAAGGGGAAGAAGGGAAAGAAGCACGCACGCCACUGUGACCAAACCCUAGGCCGGCCGCGAUGCGCAAGGCGAGGCCGCCGCAGCCCCAGCCGCAGCCGUCGCAGCAGUCGCCGGAGAUCCGGUACCGCGGCGUGCGGAAGCGCCCCUCGGGCCGCUACGCCGCCGAGAUCCGGGACCCGGCCAAGAAGACGCCGAUCUGGCUCGGCACCUUCGACUGCGCCGAGGACGCCGCCCGCGCCUACGACUCCGCCGCCCGAUCCCUCCGCGGGCCCACCGCCCGCACCAACUUCCCGCCCUCCUCCGCCACGCAGCCGCCGCCGCGCCCUCCCCCUCCCCCCGCGGCGGCCGCCGCGACCGCCACGACCAGCCAGAGCAGCACCGUCGAGUCCUGGAGCGGCGGCGGGCCCCGCGCCCCCGCCAGGGCCCGCAGCGCCGCCCGAGCGGGCACGGCCGAGGAAGGGGAGGAGGACUGCCGCAGCUACUGCGGCUCCUCCUCCUCCGUCCUCCUCUGCGAGGAUGGGGACGACGCGGCGGCCUCCCGCACCCCGCUGCCCUUCGAUCUGAACAUGCCGCCCCCACAGGACGGGGCCCUUGACGCCGCGGCCGCCGAGGCUGAUCAGAUGACCUGCCGCUACGACACGCUGCUCCGCCUCUAGCUCGACAACGACGACGAGAAUAGCAAGGAUUCGUGGGAGGGGGGACUGGGGAAAGGAACGAGAAAAGCGCUUGCCCCCGCUCCGCUCUGCUCUGGUCCGUCUUCCGAUGAUCUCGUGGUGUUCUCUCUUGCUAGAAAUGGAUAAUUCUUGCCACUUUUUUUCUUACUUUCUUUCCUUCUUCUUUUUUUCUUCUUACCACUUUGAUUUGAUAUGUGAAUAAUUCAGUCAUGUAAGCUGCGAGCAAGGAAAUCUGAGCUUUUCCUUAUCUUUCUCUGUGGUAUUUCAAGAGUGAUUUGCUGCUGUUGUUGUUUCAUUAAUUGGAAAAGGGUAAUCGAAGGAAUGAAGAAAAAGUAUUUGACAGA